Penicillium cinerascens is the source of this 1377-nucleotide messenger RNA. RefSeq names its product polysaccharide deacetylase family protein. Gene Ontology annotation, biological process: carbohydrate metabolic process. The record is from RefSeq and is a predicted model, not a curated record. The transcript has 3 exons. Gene Ontology annotation, molecular function: hydrolase activity, acting on carbon-nitrogen (but not peptide) bonds. NCBI's taxonomy places the organism in Eukaryota, Fungi, Ascomycota, Eurotiomycetes, Eurotiales, Aspergillaceae. The coding region runs from base 1 to 1377 and encodes 458 amino acids.
AUGAAGGACCAUCUAUUCCUAUCGUCUUGUGCCGUCUUCCUGGUUCUGUUCCUUCCAGAAACAAGCCUCGCCCAUGGACACUACAGCGACCAGCACUGGUACCAGCCUCGAGAGCAACACAUCCUCUACGCCGCUGAAGAUACAGAGCCCCUGACGUCGCUCGUCAUUGACACAUUCCAGAACCCAACCCACAAUGACCUCGGCUUUUGGCAUGGCGCCGGCGAGAACUUAAAUAUGCAUUACGAGCCGGGCUCCGUGCGCCUUUUCCCGACAGAUACGGAUCAGAACUUCCAUACUCAGUUCGAAACAAACGGGUGCUUCAGCUUACUGCCAUGGCAGCACCAGUUCCUGCACGUCGAGUUUGUGGGCACGGAUCAGUUCACUGUUUCCUUGAACGAGCACAACGUCGAUUGUAACCCGCGCCGUGCUCCGUUUCCCGGUGUGCCGGACAGUGUUCAAGCUUCGAGGUACGUGAUGAGAAGCGGAUACGGGCGCUCUGAUCACGAUGGGGGUGACCAUGAGGAUGGUGAUCAAUCUCCUGCUGCACCGCCGAAGACAGAGUUGUUUAUUCCGCUGUCUCAUUUCCGAAUCAAUCACAAUCGGGUUAUGUCUGUUUCCUUCACCGGCUUCUAUACCAAUGAGCCCAUCACGCUGCAUCGUGUUGAGAUCGUGUCGAAUAUCCCGCCGCCGAACGUCGAGAACGACUACUUCAGGGUACCCGAGAAGCUUCCCACCGGCGAGUUGAUUCUUCGUUGCUCUCGACCCAACUCCUUUGCAUUUGGUAUUGAUGACGGAUCGCCUCGCUUUGCACAAGAGGUGAUGAGAAUCCUUGAUGAGGAAAAUGUCCACGUUACGUUCUUUGCUGUGGGUGCUGGGCUUAGGGACACGACUACAAACCUCACUCAAUUCUACCGUGAGAUGCUGAAGAAGGGCCAUCAAGUUGCUCUUCAUUCUAAUACUCAUCCUAAAAUGGAAGCACUGCCGACGGUUGACGAGAUCGACGAUGAGAUUAUCCCAGCGCAAAGAACCCUCAAGGAGCGACUCGGCAUCGAGUCCUCCUACUUCAGACCGCCAUUUGGAACCGUGGGCGCGCGAAUGCGGCAGCAAAUCGCAAAGUAUAUCCCCAAUGCGUACAUUGUCAACUGGAGCGUGGACGUCGAAGACUGGCUCUGGGCCAACAGCCCGACCCCGGAGAAACAACUCGAAGCAUUCUACCGCGGCGUCGCACGGGGCGGCAACCUCGCGGUGAUGCAUUUCCUGAAUCCCACGACCGUCGGGUAUCUUCCCCAGUUCAUCCGGCACGUCAAAGAUGCCGGGUUCAAGAUCAUGCGCGUUGAUCAGUGCAUGGAAGACCCCAACAGCCCGCCGUUAUCAUAA